AUGUUAAGAUUGGAAGAUUACACUAUUCAAAUGGAGGGUCAUGAAAUGAACAAGUUGUUUAAGGUAUGCCUUAUAAUUAUUGUAUCUCUAUCUUAUUGCUAUGUUAUUGGUAAAAUAGUCUCAAAGGGUACCAAAAGACUCGUAUCUAUAAUCCCAAUUCUCAUCCUUUUUCUCUUACUUCCUCUAAAUUUCACCUCAAUCAACUGUGGGGGUAUUUCUGGCUUUUUCAUCUCAUGGCUUGCAAAUUUCAAGCUUUUGCUCUUUGCUUUCGGAAAAGGCCCUUUGGCUCUAGACCCACCAAAGACUUCUCUUGCUCAUUUUAUUGCCUAUACUUGCUUCCCUAUCGAGAUACGAAAUUACCAAAAUACCCUUGACUCCAAAGGCGAAAAUAAAGGCCACCCAUCUCCUAAAACACCCAAACAAGGCCAGAAGUGGGUUAUAAUAUAUGCAAUCAAAGGUUUGAUUUUGGCCAUUUUGGUCACUAGUGUGUUUGGUUACAAGAAUUAUAUGCACCCAAAGGUGAUUUUAUUUCUUUACAGUCUAUACAUAUACCUCAUUCUUGACCUCAUCUUAGCCACCACAACGGCUCUGGCUCGAGCCGUGAAUGGAACAGAGCUCGAGCCACAUUUCAACGAACCAUACCUCUCCAGCUCACUACAAGAUUUCUGGGGCAGGAGGUGGAACCUCAUGGUAAGCCGUGUACUGCGUCCCACAAUAUACAAACCCACGUUGGGCUUCUGGGCCCGCAUAAUUGGGCCCAAAUGGGCUUCUGUACCAGCUAUUAUGGCCACGUUUAUGGUCUCUGGGCUCAUGCACGAGCUCAUAUUCUUCUACUGGUGUCGUGUGUGGCCCACGUGGGAACCCAUGUUGUUUUUCGUCCUACAUGGCACUUGUUUGUCUGUGGAGAUUGUUUUGAAGAAGGCAGUGGGGACCGCCACUAAUGACACGUGGCGAGUGCCCAGGUGGAUUUCUGGACCGUUGACCGUUGGGUUCGUUAUGGAGAGUUGUUUUAGGCUUAUGUUUCCACAUGUUCUUCGUUGUAAGACCGAUUUAAGAUUGCUUGGAGAGUAUGCUGCUAUUGGUGAUUUUUUUAAGAAUAUCUUUACUCACAAACUACCUUUGUUUAGCCAUUAA
Humulus lupulus (European hop) is the source of this 1134-nucleotide messenger RNA. RefSeq names its product acyl-CoA--sterol O-acyltransferase 1-like. The record is from RefSeq and is a predicted model, not a curated record. NCBI's taxonomy places the organism in Eukaryota, Viridiplantae, Streptophyta, Magnoliopsida, Rosales, Cannabaceae. The transcript has a single exon. The coding region runs from base 1 to 1134 and encodes 377 amino acids. Gene Ontology annotation, biological process: lipid metabolic process.